Molecule: messenger RNA, 8606 nt
Organism: Callorhinus ursinus (northern fur seal)
Lineage: Eukaryota; Metazoa; Chordata; Mammalia; Carnivora; Otariidae
Source: RefSeq, a predicted model, not a curated record
GUAAAGAAACUACCUCACUGGGAAUGUCAUCAUUACCAACUUCAAAUGGAUUUAACCAUCCAGCCCAUCCUUCAGGACAGAGUCCUGAGAUUGGUAAUCCUAUGAGUCUUGCUCACUCUGUCUCUGCUUCAGUCUGCCCUAUCAAGCCCAGUGACCCCAACAGCAUCGAACCUAAAGCUGUGAAGGCUUUGAAGGCUUCAGCUGAAUUCCAGAUAACCUCUGAAAAGAAAGAACAUCUUCCUCUGCAGGAUCUUUCUGAUAGUGCUUCUUCAGCAGACAGUGCUCCAGCAGAUCAGAGUCCAGCCAUGCCUUUGCGGAAUUCCUCUGAAGAAGCCAUUGUUGCCGAUAAUAUGGAGAAAUCUGCUGAUAGAAGCACCCAGGGCCUCAGAUCUCAUCUCCACACAAGACAGCAAGCUAGUGUAUCUGUCACAACUACUAGGGUGCAAGAACCACCGGGGUUUCUAGGUGAAAAGGGUUGGCAUCCAGAAAAUCAGAACCUGUGUCAGGUGAAUGGCCUUCAGCAGCACAAAGAACCAGGGAGUGAACAGCACGGGGUUGGACAACAGAAUGCUCUAAAUGACCGAGAACAUCUCUGUAACACAGAGGACUUUGAACUUCUUGGAGAAAGGCAACAGAAUCAACAAAGAAGUGUUGAUUUGGAAUCGACAAUGAAAGAAGACAGGCUACAACAGAAUGUGGACCUUCCAGGUACAGAGGAAAAUACUCUACCUUCAGGAUGCUUUGGCUGCUCAAACUCAGAAACACUUAUGGAAGUAGAUACAGUUGAAGAGUCCCUAGUUGCUGUGCUUAAUUCAGCAGAUGGUCAGCAUGCCAGUGUCAAGAACAUCGGUGCAUCUGCUCUCACCUUAGAUAAUCCCUUGAUGGAAGUAGAAACAUCAAAAUGUAACCCUUCGUCUGAAAUUUUGAGUAAUUCAGUUUGCACUCAGGAUUUACAGCUCCCAGACAGUAAUGUUGAAAUGUCUGGAACAAGUAAAGAAGAUGGGGAUUGCUCCCCCUCUUUAAGUCUUUGUGGCAGUUCUCAGCCCUCUGUGGAGUCAGCAGAGGAAUCUUGCUCAUCUUUAACAGCAGCCUUGAAGGAACUCCAUGAACUUCUGGUCAUUAGUAGUAAACCAGCUUCAGAAAAUAUAUCUGGGGAAGUUAUCUGUCAGUCCGAAAUGGUAACUGAGGGCCCAACAGUUAUUAAGGACCUUUCUGAAAGAUGGACCCAAAGUGAACAUCUUACAGCUACCCAGGAUAAAGAGCAUUCACAGGUCACCCUUCGUCAGAGCAUAUCUGUGUCAGUGAGGGCAGAGAACUUACCAGACACUUCAAAUGGUGCUGGAGUAGAUGCAGUAGAAAAUAGUACCGUAAGGGAUCCGGGCGAUGGCCUAGUACCGGAUAAGGAAAGUGUCCCCGAGCCUAGGGAAUCUGGAAAGGAGAGCAGCUCUGCCACUCUAGCCUCAGCUGAAACGUCUCAUCAGUCGCACUGCACCUUAGGUGUAGACAUUCCACCCAAACGCUUAGCUGGUGAGGAGGAUGCAGUCAGUCACACUUGUGAGCAAGCGAAGUCCUUGUCCAAUUUCAUACUGGUUCAAGAUUUGGGCCAGGGCACACACAAGCCAGUGCCAGACAGGCCUGAGACCAGAGAAGAUGUCUGUCCCGAAGCUGCAGGACCACUUCUUGAAUGUGAACCGCCUCCCAGCCAGCCAUCAAGUCCCUCCAUUCUUUCACCAUUAAUUUUCCCCGCCGCAGACAUUGACCGCAUUCUCCGUGCCGGCUUCACUUUGCAGGAAGCUCUUGGGGCUUUGCAUCGAGUUGGUGGAAAUGCAGACCUUGCACUUCUUGUUUUGCUAGCAAAGAACAUUGUAGUUCCUACAUAACCAUGGAAAAGGGGGCUAGACCAUACUCCAUUCCCUUUAAAAAAGCUAUACACGCACACACACACACGCACACACUCACCACAUAUACAGAAUAUGUAGAAACCUGCAAGCAGAAUGUUGAGCCAGAUUUUUUUUAAGGAUUUUUUUCGGCCAAAGUAACUUAUCUCUUGUCUGAUGAAUUUGUCUAUUCUCUUUGUUAAAAUUUGGGCCUUUUUAAAUGUAUUGGCAGUAAUGUGCAUACAAAAGCUUUUUAUUAUCAUUAAGAUGAUGUAUUCUGGAAUAAAAUUGAUGGUUUUGUGUAUAGCAUACCAUUUUAGAAUGAGAGUGAAUGCUUUAAAAAGCAGAAGCCAUGAGAAGUCCCACCUCCCAUGCAGCUAGAAGCAAAUCAGCUUCCCAUUUUGGCUGUGUAUGUGCUGUAGGCAAGGUAUGGCUUGUUGGCUCAGUUGUCCAUUUACAAACUGGAUCACAUGGUUUGGUGUUUGGAAUUACACUUAGUGCUCUGUGUAUUGAUGAAUCAUCAGUUAUAACAGAAAAUUGAGGAAUAGUUGAAUAAUAUCUCUUAGAGUGGUAUGUUUUUAUUUGUUUGGUUAGGAUUUGACCUUUUUAUGGGAUGAGGUGGGAGGGUUUAGAACUUGGGCUGCUUUGUGCAUCAUAGGCUGCUGCAUGGAUUGCCAAGUAUUUGGGGUGGGGCACUGGGGGGGGGAGCGGGGGAGUCAACAUCAGAGUGAAACAUGGUGCUACCCAGAUAAGAAAAGGGAAGAGUCUGUAAUUCCAUUUGCAAAUGUCCUGGUGAUGUUUCAAGAACUAGGAGUGAAAAAUGGCCGAAACACUGGAAUUGAUUAGAGAGUGGGUUUGCUAGCAUCUUACUGAUCACACCUCAACCUUUAGUGAUUAAUGAGGAACUUAAAGAUCUGCUAAUGGGUUGAUUGCCAGAAGUUUAUUUCCUUUGGAAGCUCAUCUACUAGGAACUUGUAAAGCUCAGGUUGAGCUGUGAUCUGAGUGAAAUAUUAUGAAGUGGGAUAACCUUGUCACUGGUUCAUCUUGGUGCUUGGAAUGGUCAGUCUCUUUGUUGAGUGUCCUUCAUGGCACCGGAAAUAGUAACUGCAGUUUCUGACUCAAGUGGCCUUGGGUAGAGAUUUCCAUCCCUUUCUUUCCUCAGGAGUUUCUUUUUUAAAGCAAGAUGCAUCAUAUUUGUGUUUACCAUGUCAAGGUAGAGUGGGGCAUAGUAUAUAGAUGUAUUUAUUGUGGCCUUUUUUUAUAUGAGGACUAGCCCUUGGAAACCAUUGUCCUGUGGGCCCCACUGUGCAAUAAUCCUACUGGAUAGGUUUUAGGUAGUUUUUCCUGGAAAAUAAACUCUCUUACGUACCUAGCAGGAAUCCAAAAUCUUGGUUUUAUUGAAAAGAAUCUUGAGAAUAACUCCCGAUUCCAAGUUGUGGUUCGCAGUGUGUUUGAAACAGAUGCUUUGAAAGGGUGAUUCGUGAACUUAGUGUUAAAUGAUUUUUGUCUAAAGUCUUACUCUCUUCGGAAGCUUAUUCUUUCCAUCAAAAUUCGAGUCAUUGAGCACAAUCAAAAUGGAGGCUCAUAUCUCAGGAGUUUUUGAAAUUUUUAUUUGGGGGCACUUAGAGACGUUUCUCUUCUACCCUAUUCCAUCUUUUCCUUUUGCUGUGAUAUUUGUCUGUGUGUUAAUGAGACUUUAGUGAUGUGAUAGAAAGUCACAUAGAUUCAUCAUGAUCUGAAGUUAGGAGAUGGUUGACAGAAGGAGUUGUGGUUUACUGUUUUCAAGAGGGCAUUCAGAACAGCGGGUCAGCCAGGUUGUCUUUAAGAUGUUCUUUUAGACAAUCACAUGUCGCAGACCCUUUUGCCUGCCCCACACCAAAGAUGUAAGAUGCACUAGGAAACUGCAUAUAGGAUUUCUGUCAACCGACUCUUAGAGCUGUGAUUGUAAUUAAGUAGUUGGUGCUAUGAUUGAAGCAAAAUCUAGUAGCAAUGCAAUGGCCCCUGUAUUUGCUUUAUGGGUGGUAAUUGGGAAUUUAUUCUAAGCUUAUAAAUCUUUUAAGGUUGCGAAGUGGGUUUGGUGUGAGGUGGGGGAAGUUAUCGAUGAAAACAGACUCCUCCAAAAAGGCCUCUGCGUGAAGAUGGGCCUCAUAGUCUUCUGUCUGGGUAGUGACGUACUGCUCAGAGGCUUGGCUGCUCAGUUUUCACAGUGCAGAGAUUUGGGAAUCAAUCCCAGGUGGAAUAUAGAAUAUCAGCCUGGAAAAGGUUUUAUUAUAAUAGCUUUUUACUACAUAUGUAUAUUUAUUUUUAGGAGAAAAUUGAAUAGGCCUAUAGUUGUACAUGUAUUCUUGUUAGUAGUGCUUUGAAUGAAUGAGCUGAACCCACUUGCCAAAUAUCCUGGUCCUUUUUCAUCAUUUAUUUUUCAGUGUAUAAUUGCUUCGAUUUUUAAAACCUUAUUUCCUGUUCCAUCAUUUGUAUGAAAGUGAAGUUGUUGACAUUGUUAGGAUCUUGAAUCAUUCUUAAAUUUUGCAGUUCUUAAAACACAAAGGGAAUUAAGGAACAUGACACUAGUGAACCUUCAUUGUCAGUUUUUUUGAAAGUGCAGACAUUUGGGGCGCCUGGCUGGCUCAGUCGGAAGAAUAUGCGACUCUUGAUCCCAGGGUCGUGAGUUCGAGCCUCACGUUGGAUGUAGAGAUUAUUUAAAAAAAAAAAAAAGUUAAAAUAACCUUUUUUUAAAAAGUGAAGAAAUUCAAGAUUAACUUCUCUUAAAGUAAGAUAAAAUCAUUGUGAACUCCUCUGGUUGCUAAAAUACUGAUACUGGUCAGCCAUAAGCAGUAAUGGGCCACUUUACUGACAGCUUCUUUGCCACAACCAGUAAUGGACGGUUCUGUGGUCAGCACUCACGUCCAAGGGUGGUCUCUGUUUAUUCACCAAAGAGAGGAGAAGAUUGUCCUGUAUGACUUCUGCAGUUUACCCUAAGUUGAUGCGCGUGUGCAGCAAUGUGCUUGGUGACCUGACAGCUGUGCUGAGGCUGUAGAUUUUGCUCAUUGGAGCUGAUAAGAAUGAUUUCCACUUGGACCUGUUUAGGCCUCCAGACAUCAGCCAGUAGCCUUCAUCCCACAGUUUGGGCCUUAGCCAUUAACAUAUAAAGAUAACCAGUUGCUUGGCAAAGAGAACGGGAUAGAUGGUGGGUGUGUGUUAAAACUGUUCUGCCUUGGAGCCUAUGAAACCUCCCAGAGCUCCUCGUCUCCAUAUGUACUAAAGGAAGACACAACCCAUGUGUUUUUUCCCAAAGCAAUUCUCUAGCAAGAGAGGGUUGCAUAAAAAUGGAAAGAUACAUGAGACUCUGUGUCACCGAUUUUAUAACUAGUUAAAAUGGAAUCUGCCUGUUCUUCCCUUAGCACAGCUUUCUAUCUCUAGUAAAAGCCAUAAAAACUUAGUUGAUUUAACCAUCAGCUCGUGUGUGUGUGUGUGUGUGAGUGAUUGACAAAUAUCCUACAGUUAAUUUUACAUAGACUGAAAAGCAAACAGUUUUUGUAUCUACAGAUAUAUUCUCCACUUACAGUGGCUUUUAUCCGACGAUAUAUAUAAAAACAGCCUUGCAAAUAACUGGCCAGGAAAGUUCCAGUGCAUUCUGACUUCCUUUUCCUACCUGUUUGCCGCCUGUAAUGAGAGCAAGCAGGAUAAUUGAACUGCGAUGUAUUUCAAACUUGUUAUCACUGGUAACAUAUCCUAAGAUAAGCUAAUUAGAUUAUGCAUUCUUCUGUUCUCUAGCACAAAUACCAAAACGCCAAAUUUCUCCUUUGAAUUUGGUGACUUAGUAUAGUCUGUGGCUGAACUAGAAAGAAACAAGUUAUUAGGAGUUUCCUUUCCCAGAAGAUGGAAUGUUAACCUUUUUGUAUUAGGAGUUCCAUAAAAAUAAAAAAAAUAGCUUUUUUUCUGAAAGAAUAAAAAACUCCAGUUCCUCUUAACAACGGAGUAAAUUCGAAGCGUGUCCUUGAGAACUAGAAAUGUAAAAUCAUGGCUUAAGUUGUGUACCUUAGAGGCCUCUCAGUGUUAGUGAGGUGUUCCUAGGAGUUCAUUGAAUAAAUAAUUUAGGGGUAAACCUUUGAUGUACUUGAUUUUCUCUUGUGCCUUAGUUUCUCCAAAUAGCAGAAGCAUCACAUUUUGGUGGGAAAUAAAAGUGGAAGUAUCGGAGGGAAAGUUUGAAAAUGUCCUUCCUAAAGAUAGAGGCUAUGCAUGGAGUGGUCUUAAGACUCACCCUCAUUGUUAAUUCAGAAUUAUCCUGCAUCAAAUCUUUAGACUUCCCUAGAUAGAAGAAUUAUAAUAGGGCUUUUUUGCAUCGAGAGUACCAAAAAAAAUGGUUUCUAGAUGUUUAUUAUGUUGUUUGUUGCACUAUCUAUAUUGUGGUGGUUAAGACAGAAUUCAAGAAAAUCUGGUACUCUUGAAGGCUAUACAGUAUGAGUCUUUAAAUAAGAUUUCAUUGAUUCAUGGGGUACCUGCCUGGCUCAGUCAUUAGAACAUGCAACUCUUGAUCUUAGGAUUGUGAGUUUGAGCCCCACAUUGGGGGUAGAGUUUACUUUAAAAAAAAAAAAGUGUGUAUUGAUUUAUUCAUCAGACAUUAAGUGCCUGUGUGCCCAGUACUGGGGAGCACUGGGGAUACAGGGGUGACUAAAUCAGAUUGGAAGGCUGCCCUCAUGAAGUUCUGUCUAGUAAAGAGACAUGAAACAAAUUUUAGCCUUAAGAAGAGCAAGAUCUGUUUUUGCCUGUUAGCAUGGUUUUAUUUUCCAAAGUCAUAUUAGAAUGAUCUGGUUCAAAUUCAGAGGAGAUUGGGAAAAUUGGGCUCAAAAUGGAAUAAGAUGCUGUGAGCCUCAAACUGCUCUAAAAAGUCAUUACUUUUUAAUAGAAUCAGAAACCAACAAAAAAUGUUCCAACAUUUGAUAGAAAUACUUGAAGAGAUCAGUAUAAAUGAUUUGGAAAUAAUUUAUGCUGCCGGGGGACAAGGGGAAAUGGGCAGGAUAGAAGUGCAAGUAAAUGGGAGAUGAUCGCAAGUACACACCAGUGACAGCUUUUCCUCCCAUCAGGAUACCCUUCCACGCAGGAUAGAAAUGUGGAGUGUGCUGCGGCAUCCUCCCCACUCCCUCUUUGAGCACGGCUGCUCUGGAAUACAGACCAUCUGGGCCAACGGGACUUAGCAGAGGAUCCUGCAGGAUUUGCUGUUUUAAAAGAAGCUGAGUGCAGGAUGUGGAAAUGGGAAUCUAGAGCAGAAAACGUAGCAAGCGAUGGCACCGGAUGGUGGGCAGGAUUAUUGACAAGAAGAUUACCCAGGGCUCUACCAAAUCUUUGACAGGACAGGUCCAUCAAAAGGACAUUCUUCGACCCAUUAUUUAAAAUGUCACCAUGUAUGUUGUAAUCCUGAGGCAUACAGGUAGAAUUUCUGGACCUGACUACUAGUGACUUCUGAGGCUUAAAAUUAGAAAACUCAAAAGUUUAUCAGAUAUGUAUUGGUAACUGGUAAUCUAGACCCUCUCGGGGCUGUAAAAGGUGAGAGGGAUUUAGCUGGUAAGUUUCAGGGCGCAAUUUUGAGGAAUGAAAUCUACAGAGAAAAUGGUUCAAGGGUGUAGGAGUUAGAGAAUGUUUCUUUUAUCUAAAAAAGUUAGGCAGAUGACAGAAGACCUGGGGUGGUGGGGGCGUAGAACACAAAAUUAGAUUUUUACAGAACUGUAUUUCUUUAAAUACGUAAAUAAGAACGUUCUCGUUAGCCAACUUGGGGAAGGGGCAUGUUGGAUAUUUUUCCCUGGGAAAAUCCAUGUCUGAUGGGAAAAGAUUUUGUUUACCAGGAGCUUGCUUUACACACAACCUUGAAUGAAUGCAUUUGUGGCUUAAAGGGAGGAGACCUCUCUCAAUCUCCUACCAGAGGCAGUCAGAUCAGCCAGUUGGUUUCCAGAUUUUCCAGAUUCCUUCAGCCUGAGAUUACCUGAUGCUGACCAGACUUCUUUUUCUUUCCCUGAAGGCCCCACAGCUUUCUGAGUGUAUGCCUCCUAUCUUGAGACCUUUCUCUCUGAAUUAUUAUAUUCCAUUCUCUAUUCUCACGAUCAUCCUUUUGAAAUAGUGAUGCACUCAGAGCAGUUGAACAUACCGAUUAUAUUGCUUUCUUCACUGUGCACCUGCAAUGAAAAUUGAUUUGCUCGUUUUUAUUCAGAAUCUCGUCUUCAUGGCAAGUUGGGCUAAUGGCCUUCACUCUCGAGUAAGGUUUGUUUACCAGUUUUGUAGCCAUAUUUGGCAAAUCUUAGCAAAUAGAAACCCUUCUUUUCCCCUUUGUUCUUGCAAUUGCUCAUGUAUUGCUUUUCUGACUUUUCUUUGAGCUUUGAGACUACUGCAUCUUUAAAAAAACUAGGCGGAUUGGCAAAACAGGCUUGCCAAUAGCUUAGUCACUCCCAUAGUGCUUUGGUUUUGAGAGUUGGGAAAACUCUGAGAACUUAAGAGAACCAAACUCAGGAAUCCCACAGUUGGCUGCACUGUGCCCUUGGUUUAGGGGCUGGACAUAGGACCUGUCUGCAGCUGAGUGAACUAGAUGCAUUUGGGUUUGAGUUUUUUGUCACAUACUGAAAUGUUAAGUCAGCCCUAAAUAAUCGAAACACUUUAUUUUUCUUUUUUUAAUAGGAACUUUCUGAAGAAAAAGUGAUGUGUAAAACAUUUGAUAUUUAAGACAAUAAAGUUUUUAUCAUAAGA